Nicotiana tabacum (common tobacco) is the source of this 1543-nucleotide messenger RNA. RefSeq names its product putative protein phosphatase 2C 53. Gene Ontology annotation, biological process: protein dephosphorylation. NCBI's taxonomy places the organism in Eukaryota, Viridiplantae, Streptophyta, Magnoliopsida, Solanales, Solanaceae. The record is from RefSeq and is a predicted model, not a curated record. Gene Ontology annotation, molecular function: protein serine/threonine phosphatase activity; cation binding.
UACCAAAACUAUAAUCUACAAAUCAAAGCCAAAUUAAAGAAAGAAAGCAAAAAUGCCUUGUGCAAUAGCAUUAACAAACUCUCCAAUCUUCUCACCAUCACAACAAACACCAAAACUACUUUCACCAUAUUUCUGUAAACCAUCGUCUGUAUCAUCACCAGCAAAUCACAAGUCCUUUUAUGUGUCAUCAUCUUUAUUAUCUCCUUCACCAAAAUCACCUCUAUCGCCGUUGACUUACAACAGAAAUCUCAGAGAAGAGGAGGAGAAGGAGGAGGCGGUGUGUUCCACGUCAUCAUCGUCGACGAUUUUGAAGAGGAAAAGACCGGCGAGGAUCACGAUUCCGAUUGGCUCGUUGAGUUUAGAACACGCGCCGAGGGAAGAGAGUGGUCAAAUGGAUGAAGUGGAAGUUGAAGAAGAAGGGUACUCUGUUUUUUGUAAGAGAGGGAAGAAGAGGGGUGAUAUGGAGGAUCGCUAUUCGGCCGUAAUUGAUCAUGCUAAGGAUGGCUCUAAACAGGCCAUUUUUGGUGUAUUUGAUGGGCAUGGAGGAGCAAAAGCUGCCGAGUUCGCAGCAAAGAAUUUGGGCAGGAACAUUAUAAAUGAAGUAGCGUUAAGGAGUGAAGACGGACUUGAAGAGGCAGUGAGAGAGGGUUACCUUUCUACAGAGACAGACUUCCUAAAGCUAAAUACAAAUGGAGGGAGUUGUUGUGUUACAGCACUGAUACAAAAUGGACAACUUAUUGUAUCAAAUGCCGGCGAUUGUCGCGCUGUAAUGAGCAGAGGAGGCGUAGCAGAGGCGCUCACAGUCGAUCACCGGCCUUCUAGGCAAGAUGAAAUGGAAAGAAUUCAGAGUCUGGGUGGUUAUGUAGAUUGUUGCCGGGGUGUGUGGAGAAUUCAAGGAUCUCUAGCUGUAUCAAGAGGAAUAGGAGAUUCUCAUCUUAAAAGAUGGGUAAUAGCUGAACCGGAGACAAAAAUAUUGACUAUUGAACCAGAAUGUGAAUUCUUGAUCCUUGCCUCUGAUGGACUUUGGGAAAAGGUUACUAAUCAGGAGGCGGUGGAGGUAGCGCGACCUUUGUGCAUAGGUGUUGAUAACGUACAACGAUUAUCUGCUUGUAAAAAGCUUAUUGAUUUGGCAGUAAUGAGAGGAUCCUCUGAUGAUAUAAGCGCAAUGAUCAUUCAGCUAAGUCAAUUUGUUCAAUAAACCAAUGCUAGGAAGAAUUAAUCUGCUUAAAUGAUGAACUUGUUGGUGUUCAGAUUUUGGUCACUUGCGCAAAAUGGAAGUUCACAGGCUAAAUCAUUAGGGGUUUUCAGUCUUAAUCAAGCUUAACAGGACAAUUAUUAGUGUCAUAUGUAAUUUACUGGAUAACUACAAGUGUGAAGGUGUUAGAAUUGCAGGGCAAUUCUUGAUGUUCAUAUGUGUGUUAUCUAAAUUUCUUGGAUCACUCAUAGCCAAAUUCAAUUUGGAUAGGUUUAACAUGUUACUUUUAAGACAUUUUAUUUUUUGUAAGCAAAUUAUUUAGGCUAUAGAAGGCAUGAUUUUCCUGUA